GAGCCAUGGUGGUGGUGCCUCCCGGCGCUCUCUGCCUGGGCGCGGCGCUCAGCGGGCUCUUCAGCUUCGGCUUCUUAGCCGCGGCCCUGGGCACCGAUUACUGGUACCUGGUGAGCGUGGACUCGGCCAACAGCAGCGCUUGGGACGCCGAGCAGCUGAGUUCCCACUCCGGGCUCUGGCGCCUCUGCGAAGGACAGAACCCCUGCACGCCUCUGAUAGACCGGUUCGGCACAGAGAGCUGGCAAGUUCCCGCAUCGCUCCAGCAUCUUAUAUCCAUGCAUCGAGCCUUUGUGGUCCUUCUGCCUCUCAGCCUCGUCUUGAUCGUCUUUGGCUGGAUCUGUGGGGUCAUCGGUUCCUUGGUCCAGAGCUCCCAGCUUUUGCUCUUCACAGGCUGCUAUUUUCUGCUGGGUGCACUGCUGACCCUGUCGGGGACCAGCACCUACAUCUGCUACUCCAGCGCAGCCUUCGCCGAGACAGUGCGCAUGUUUGACCAGCAGCGCUUUGAGCACGUCCGCAUCGCCUUUGGCUGGUCCCUGGCCCUUGCCUGGCUCUCUUUUGGCACCGAGGGGUUGGCCGGCAUCCUGCUUCUCCUGGCUGCUUGGGGGCUCCGCCUGAAGCCGGAUGCCUGUGCGGUGAUCAUCUGAUGCAG
Messenger RNA from Lacerta agilis (Sand lizard), 649 nucleotides. It is a transcript of the gene TMEM235, whose product is annotated as transmembrane protein 235. NCBI's taxonomy places the organism in Eukaryota, Metazoa, Chordata, Lepidosauria, Squamata, Lacertidae. The transcript is spliced from 4 exons. Gene Ontology annotation, cellular component: apical plasma membrane. The record is from RefSeq and is a predicted model, not a curated record. The coding region runs from base 6 to 644 and encodes 212 amino acids.